AUGCUGUCCCAACGAUUUGCGCGGGCCUCGACGGUCCGCGGCGCCGUCCAGGCCGCCCGACGAACCCCGAUUGUCCAGCAACGUACCUUUUUCCCUCCUCAGUACAACGACCGAAAGGUUCUCGAGGAGAAGUACCCCGAGUACCCGACUCUGUCUGAUGCGGAGGACCCCAACAUGAACGGCGGAUACAUCAACCCUCCCUUCAUCAAGAGACAGUUCCGCGACCCCCACGGCGACUGGUGGGACAAGCAGGAGCGCCGCAACUUUGGCGAACCCGUUCACGAGGACCACGACUUGCUCGGCAUGUUCUCUCCCUUCGAGUACACCUGGACCACCACCGGCAAGGGCCUGGCCCAGAUUGGUGCCUUCAUCGUUGUUUUCCUCGGUGUCUGCAGUGUCGUCAAGGCCAGCUACCCCGACAAGGCUUCAUACCCGAGAGAAUUCCCCGACGGACUCGAGAGGGAGCUGGGAGGUGCUAGCGCUCUGCGGGCGAGAAAGGCUGGUGACGCUGACCCAUGA
Colletotrichum phormii is the source of this 519-nucleotide messenger RNA. RefSeq names its product NADH:ubiquinone oxidoreductase 20.1kD subunit. The transcript is spliced from 3 exons. The record is from RefSeq and is a predicted model, not a curated record. Bases 1 to 519 code for a protein of 172 amino acids. NCBI's taxonomy places the organism in Eukaryota, Fungi, Ascomycota, Sordariomycetes, Glomerellales, Glomerellaceae. Gene Ontology annotation, cellular component: mitochondrion.